Molecule: messenger RNA, 2153 nt
Organism: Zea mays
Lineage: Eukaryota; Viridiplantae; Streptophyta; Magnoliopsida; Poales; Poaceae
Exons: 9
Coding region: 643-1767 (374 amino acids)
Source: RefSeq, a predicted model, not a curated record
AGAAUCAGGGGCGGACCCACAGGGGGCAAAGUGGGCCAUAGUCCCCCUGAAAUUUUGACAGUAUUUAUAUGUGUAAUAUAAUUUACUAUAAAAUACAGAAAAUGUAAAAGGCAUAAUAGACUAAAAUCAACUUUAUUGGGCCUUCUCUUUGUCAAGCCGAGGCCCAAUAGCUAUCUUCGGCUUGCUUCUUCCCAUGUGCCUCUCUCUGUCAAUUGUCAAGCCGCCGCCACUUCUUGCCUUCUUGGCUUCUUGUAUGCAUGUGCCCGUCCAGGUCCAGGCAUCCAGGCUCAGCGUCUAGGGACCAGCCCCAGCCCUGGCGGCCGGCGUGGCGGCACACAGUGCCCGGCGCCUCCGUCCACUUCCCGGCCCGGCGCGACGUUGGCCCCGGCGCCUCGCUCAUCCGCUUUCGUCUUCCGGUGCAGCACAGGCGAGUAGCGCUUGCGACGACCCGGCCCGUCGGUCUCCGCUCCCUUCCAUCAAGGCAAGCAGUCAGGAAGACAUCUGACCGGGUCAGACGAUACAGCCCAUAUACGUACGUCGAGUCCUCAAAGUUCGAUUCUACGACCAUCGCACCCAUCUUGGCCCAAAGUACUUCCGCGCCGCGCUACGAACGAGGCCAUCCGCCGCCACACGCCGUAGGCCAUGCCGCUGAGGUCGGAGACCGGCACUGCUGGGGAGGGCGAUGAGGAGCAGCGGUUGCGGGCUGCUCUGCGUCACCUGCAGGCGGAGGCGGGGGUGCUGGAGCGCCUGGUGUACAAGCACCGGAACCAGCACCGUGGCGCCGCCUAUUUCCAAUACCUCCUCAAGGUGAGGAGGGACCUCAAGCUUCUGCUCGGCGCCGGCCUCGCGGAGGUCCUCAACGCCGUGUUCCCAGUUCUCGCAUGCCGCAAGCCGGCCAACACGAUCCUCGUCCCCAACAAGCAGACUAAGAAGAAACCUGGUGCAAACCACAGCCAUCACCAGAGGCUUUUGGGUGUAGCCCGCUUGUUAUCCCAGAUGUCUGAACCUGUUAUGAAGGCAGCAAUUCAGAUAACAUUUUUACUUGCUAGAUCAUUCUUCGUUGAUCUUUGCACGGCUGUGCUUUCUUUGCUUGCACGAGUAAGGGUCCUGAUCCAACAGAUGUUACUUGAUGUUGUGUCUAUAUACAAUAAGGUCACUGAUCUUACUGAAAGGAAGCAGGCUGUUAAGAUUAGCAUCAGUGGAGUGCAGGCUUUCAGAGAGUACUACCCCUCUAUGAAUGAUGCAUGUACAGUUCUGGAGUGUGUAUGGAUAAAAGAUAAAUUCGUUUUGCAUGAAAAGGUUAAAGAUAUCUCUCAGGAGACCCAAGUUGAGAAUCAGAAGUGCCGCGAUCCUGAAUCUACAGUCCAGUAUGAAACGCUUGCACUGAUUAGUGAAGAUAUGAAAAUCCUAGAAGAAACGAACUUGCCAGACAGACAGACAGAUACUGCUCUAGCGGAGCAACCGGAUAAAAUGAUUCAUUGCAAUGAUGCUGGAGAUUCUCAGAAGGGGAGGCAACUAGAAAAUGAAAGCAGUGCUCGUUUAGUUCCUGACACCCUUAGUACUCGGAAGCACCUGAAGCCCGAGUCUAGGAAGAGAGUAGCAUUUGUAGCAGUUGGAAAUUCGAAAGUUACGGGUGCAGCCUCAGAAAUAAAAUCAUCAGAGGUGAACAAGAAGCAAAGGCUAGACAUGAUUUCUCCUUCCAACAUACAAUCUGGACUGUACAACAAAUUGCUGGAUUGUGAGUUUGCAGAAAAAUCCUUACUUUAGUAUGUUCAGAAUUUAAUACUUCAAUACUUUUUCAACUGGAAAAGCAAUAGAUAGGAAAGUGCGCUUGUGCGAAAGUAUCUCAAGGUACGGCAAAUGUCAGUGUUCUGAAGCUGAGGCCCUUUAUCAUUUCUGUUUCAAAUUUCUAAGGAUGAUCUGCAACAUUGUUUUGUAGUGUUUGUAUUAGGGAGAUGCCCAUCUUCACAUCAAUGUUCAGAAGUUAUGUGCGCUAUGAGAUUUAAAUUAUGAGCUGCCAGAUUGUUUUGUAGAGUUUGUAUUUGGUCAUUGUCGUGUCAAUGUUCAGAAGCAUGCUCUUAUACAACUGAGUUUUGUUUGCAUCAGCAGAUUUCUGCCUUGCAGAUUUUAUUAUUCAUUCAUUCAUUGUGUGA